UACAGGAGCACAGGGGCUGUUUUUACACUGUAUGGGAACACACACCAUCACACAGUGUUUGUGGAUAUCAAACUGAUGAUGUGAGGUUCCUGACAUGAGUGAAUGGCCCCUGAUAUAGCAGACAUGACAGCAGAGGAACCCCUGGGCCCAUGGGUGUCCAGCCCUGUGGGGGACGUCAAGUUAAUGCCUGAACACGGGCUGGAGAAGGAACUCAACUGCUGCAACCAGGAAGUAAUGCACCAUCACACAGACAUGCCCACUGAGGAAUGUUCAGCAAACACUGACAGUGCCAGUCUGUGCAGCGAGGAGCUGUUCUGUAGGAUCUGCCACGAAGACAGGGACUCAGGGGAGCUGCUGUCCCCCUGCAAGUGUUGCGGUAGCUUGGCCAUGGUGCACCGGGCCUGCCUGGAGCACUGGCUCACUGCCUCUAACAGCAGCCACUGUGAACUCUGCCACCACCAGUUUGCACUGGAGCGCCUGCCAAAACCUCUAACUGAGUGGUUGUGUUCUCCAUCCAUGCAGCACCAGAGGAGGACACUGUGUGGUGAUGUGGUAUGUUUCCUGUUCAUCACACCACUGGCCAGCCUGUCUGGAUGGCUGUGUGUUCAAGGAGCCAUGGACCUAUACUACACCAACGGCAUGGAGGCCCUGGGGCUCCUGGUCCUCACACUGGCCCUCUUUACCAUAUAUGUCUUCUGGACCAUGGUAUCUGUGCGCUACCACAUGCAUCUGUACAAGACGUGGAAGAAGACCGACCAGAGAGUGCGACUGCAGAUUCCCUUGCCUUCUCACACUACACAUAACCAACAGACCCUGUCCAUAAAUACCCUUGGCAAAGCCACAAACAAAGAGACUAUGGUGUAG
Messenger RNA from Dicentrarchus labrax (European seabass), 864 nucleotides. RefSeq lists its product as uncharacterized. Gene Ontology annotation, molecular function: zinc ion binding; ubiquitin-protein transferase activity. Gene Ontology annotation, biological process: protein ubiquitination. The record is from RefSeq and is a predicted model, not a curated record. Bases 103 to 864 code for a protein of 253 amino acids. NCBI's taxonomy places the organism in Eukaryota, Metazoa, Chordata, Actinopteri, Moronidae. The transcript has 5 exons.